ACUUUCAAUUCCCACCAAAUCAAUGGAUUCACCUCCGCCCUACACCACCGGCCACCGAUCAAACCCUCCAUCCCAAACCAAAUCUGCAUCACGUCUCGCUCGAACCACCGCCCAAGAACCACCGCCAGUUCUCUCUCUUGAUUUAGUCUCUUACUCCCCCAACUCUCCAAAACCCCAAAACCUCCACGACCUCCUCCUCCUCUCUCCUUCCCCUGCAAAGAGAUCCAAAACCCGUCUUGACGUCGCCGAAGAAAUCUCCGACCAACAGGGAUCUCGCCGACGGUGCAAGAACCGUUUUGCCAAUGUGGGUUCACCCAGAACCACCAGAAGAUCGAGAAGGCGAGUGGAGCAAGAGAUUCGAGAAGAUAAAGAUAAAUAUCUGAUUUGUGUUGAUGAUUUGGUUGUUGCCAACAAUAAGGUCAAGAAAAGGAGACAUAGUGGUAGAUCAAAGAAGGAUAAAUCGAUUUCGAUUCCAUCCCCAAAAGGAAACAACGAUGAUUAUGGGUAUGAUUUCGAUCAAAUUGGAUUAAUGGUAAACGACCUGAUAAUGUGGAAUGAUGUAGCAAAAUCAUCACUUUGGUUCGGGUUCGGAUCACUUUGUUUCCUAUCUUCCUGUUUCGCAACUGGUAUUAGCUUUAGCAUGCUCUCUUUGAUAUCUCAACUGGGUCUUGUCUGUUUGGGGGUUUCGUUCUUCUCGAAUACGAUUGCUCAAAGGAACGGCAUUGAAAGCAAGAGAGAACUUAAGCUUAAAGAAGAAGACGUUUUGCGAGCUGCUAGAGUUGUACUUCCGGCAGCAAAUUUUGCGAUUUCGAAAGCUAGAGAUCUGUUUUCGGGCGAACCAUCCAUGACCCUCAAAGUAGCACCAUUGUUGCUUCUUGGAUCCGAAUACGGUCAUAUAGUAACAUUCAAGAGACUUUUUGCACUCGGGUUCUUUAUCGGCUUUACCGGCCCAAAACUCUACUCGUUGUACUCGACUCAGAUACGCAAGAAAGGUGAACAUGUGAAGUUGAGGACACUAGAAGCAUGGGGAGGUUGUUCUCACAAGAAAAUAGUUGCAGCAUCAGCCGUCACCGCAUUUUGGAAUCUCACAUCGCUCAAAACCCGCAUUUUUGCAGCGUUCAUAUGUUUGGUGAUGUUUCGAUGGCAUAGGCAACGGAUGCCAUGGAAACUUGAAGCAGAGGAGGAGGUAAGUCAACAACACCAAGAGAAGGCGUUGACUCUGGUUGAAAGUACAAAGGUUGACUAGAGAAGUUUGU
Cynara cardunculus var. scolymus (artichoke) is the source of this 1256-nucleotide messenger RNA. RefSeq names its product reticulon-like protein B17. Lineage: Eukaryota; Viridiplantae; Streptophyta; Magnoliopsida; Asterales; Asteraceae. The coding region runs from base 23 to 1246 and encodes 407 amino acids. The record is from RefSeq and is a predicted model, not a curated record. The transcript is spliced from 8 exons.